UAUAAAUACUUGAUUUUGUAUUACUCUCAUGUUGUUAUACUUGCCUAGAGAACAGUAUCACAUAAGCAGCAGCAGCAACACAUGCAUGCAACAGUUACUACUGCAAAGACAGAACAGAAGAUGAUGAUCAUUCUUCAGAUAGUAUUCAUAGCAGUUGCAGCUAUUACUGCUAUAUCAGGACAGUGUACGAUAGGAGAGACAGUGCAACCAACAGAGGCCUUCAUCACGAAUGGCCAAUACGUCAAUCUCAAUGAUCCAGCAACAUGCAGUGGCAACCUCACAGCUUGGCAUUUCUGCUACUACAGAUCCAGUAUCGAUACAGGCUCUUCAAUGUACAACAUCUACUUGCGAGUCUGGAGAAAUGUACAGGGGAACACAUACAAUCUAGUGUCAAGCGCAGCAGUCAGAGGAAGUCCAAAUCUAAAUGCAGGAGAUGUGAUUUGUAUAGAUGCCUUAAUAGCAGAGGAUCAGUAUGUACAAGUCGAGCAAGGAGAUGUUAUAGCAGUGUAUAUACCAUUUACAAUCCCAACAGUAUCAAUAUUGGCCUCACAGCCGGCUGUGGUCCAAGAGCUACAUCAAGACACGAGGGGAAGUGCUGCAUUUACUGCUACAGAGUUCAGCAGGAAUGAUUUGAGGUUAGAAAGCACCUACGGAUUGCAUCUCCAAGCUGACAUAUCCUCAGGCACUGCAAUUACCUCAACACCGACUACAAUGAGCACUAUCACUACAGAAUCAACCACGGUCACAGUAACAACUACCGUACGACCAACUACCAUGGCAACCACUACCAUGGUAACAACAACAAUUGGAGCGACAACCAUACAUCCUACUACUAUGGGUUCGACAUCACCCGAUUCUGAAAGUACCACGAGCGAUAUUGAAACUGAAUUUGCACCUGAAGGUACGGCUGCACCUGCUGCUGACAAUGGUGGUACUGUGGCAGCUGUUGUUAUUGUGGUGCUACUGUUGGUGCUAGGAGUUGCUAUAGGUCUCACACUGUUUCUUGUUUGCUAUCUGAAUAGAAAACAUGGCUCCUUUAAAGGCUGCCUACAAAGCAGUAAAACCAGUUUAUUGGCCAUAGACAACCUGAUUUACAGAGUGGGAUCAAAUCGUAUUCCUGUUCAAGUACCCAAGAAAAACAGUAGAUCCACUUCAAAUGCAAGCUCUCAACAAUAUGACAUACCUAAAGACAGACACAAUCGAACACUGUACGAUAUUCCACACAACAAUACUCCCUCUAUCCACGAGAGCCAAAACUACUCGGUAGUGCGACCAUUCUCACAGUCAAUCAGUACGGUACAUUCUGUUAGUGGCGGGCAGAAUAUUGAAGCUCAAAAUGGACACGUAGUGGACACACUAUUACGGAGCACAGCUACUGGGGAUUACAUCUUCAUGGGUAAUAAUGAACAAUUAGAGGAACCGGGAAACGAGCAAGAUGUGCAAUCUCAGGGUGGACAAGGUGGCAGCCACGACGAUGAAGCCUACAUCUACCUGACUUACGGUACUGUGGAGUAUCACAAACUACUCAGUCAGGCUACAGAUGGAGAUAAUGAAACUGAAGGUCCAUUUCAUUCCCCACCAUCAAGCGAGGAAGAAAUCUACGUCGUCCUAUCCGAACAGCACAUCAAAGUCAUCCCAAGAAAAGCCAUACAGAUUGAACAACGCUUGGGAUCAGGCCAUUUUGGAAAUGUGGACAAAGGAACUUGGAACGGGUCUAAAGGUACUCUACAGGUGGCAGUUAAAAGUCUGAACAAGAAUGCUUCACAAAAUGACAAAGUUAGACUGCUUCAAGAAGCCGCCAUCAUGGGGCAAUUUAAACACCCUAACAUCACACACCUACACGGGAUUGUCACACAAGGGGAACCACUUCUAUUACUAAUGGAGUAUAUGCCCAAAGAAGAUCUGAAAAAAUACCUUGGGAAACUGAGGCCAGCGCCAAAUAAUCUCAUAACAGCUGGUGUGCCUUACCUUCUAGUAAGCUUCUCUCAACAAGUUGCUCUAGGGAUGCAUUAUCUGGCCAGCAAAGGAUUUGUGCACAGAGACCUGGCUGCGAGGAAUGUUUUUAUUUCUGCAGAGGACACAUGCAAAAUUGGUGAUUUUGGGAUGUCGAGAGAUUUGUCUGAGAACGGGUGUUACACUGGCCGAGGAGGGAAAGUCCCUCUCAAGUGGAUGGCCCCUGAGGCGAUCCACAGGAGGAAAUACUCUAUUGCCAGCGAUGUGUGGAGCUAUGGAUGUGUGCUCUUCGAGAUAUGGAGUCUGGGGAGAAAACCAUUCAGAGGCAUUGAGACUAAGAAGACACUGAAUCUUAUCGAUACUGGUUACCGUCUCCCUCCACCCCCUGGCUGUCCCUUCAUCAUCUAUGACCUCAUGAUAAAGUGCUGGCAUCCAGUGGCUGGCGCACGCCCCAAGUAUCGUGAUAUUCUCACUAGCCUCCUUCAGGAGGAGACGAAGGUAUUGGACGUCCCGGUGGAAGAUGCCUCCACUCACCCCGAGGCUUGUCUCCUUGGAGCGUCCAUUGAAGCUGGGACAGGAAUGUACCUUGGUCUACAGCAGUGUUAUAAUCCUGACGCUUCGGACAAGAAUGACCCUGACUAUGAGUAUGGGGAAACAGAUUAAACAAUUCAUAUAAAAACAUUGCAUUUAGAAAUAAUUAUUGUGUUUUUAUAACUAUACUAACCAACUGAUCUACUGACAUCAUAUUAAUUUUAAGAAUAAUAAUUAUAC
Molecule: messenger RNA, 2724 nt
Organism: Halichondria panicea
Lineage: Eukaryota; Metazoa; Porifera; Demospongiae; Suberitida; Halichondriidae
Product: probable serine/threonine-protein kinase DDB_G0267686
Exons: 12
Coding region: 82-2616 (844 amino acids)
Biological process (GO): multicellular organism development; protein phosphorylation; positive regulation of kinase activity
Cellular component (GO): signaling receptor complex; plasma membrane
Molecular function (GO): ATP binding; transmembrane receptor protein tyrosine kinase activity
Source: RefSeq, a predicted model, not a curated record